AUGGCGGACGAGCAGUAUUCAAUCUACGACGAGGUCGAGAUCGAAGACAUGACUUUCGAUGAGACCCUCCAGAUCUACCACUACCCCUGCCCCUGUGGCGAUCGCUUCGAAAUCGCGCUGGUCGACUUGGCAGAUGGUCAAGAUAUUGCCGUUUGCCCAAGCUGCAGUCUUAUGAUCAGGGUUAUCUUUGAUGCGGUUGGUUUCCAGAAUAUGAACAAGGGCGGAAUUUUGCCCCAUGAGCUCGAGGAACUGACCCACGCGCAGGAUAACCUUCCUAAGCCGAAAGAUGCAUCUGCUGCGCCUGUUGAGGUCGCCGCCUAA
Messenger RNA from Thermochaetoides thermophila DSM 1495, 321 nucleotides. Its product is annotated as putative diphthamide biosynthesis protein. The record is from RefSeq and is a predicted model, not a curated record. Gene Ontology annotation, molecular function: metal ion binding. Gene Ontology annotation, biological process: protein histidyl modification to diphthamide. The transcript has a single exon. NCBI's taxonomy places the organism in Eukaryota, Fungi, Ascomycota, Sordariomycetes, Sordariales, Chaetomiaceae. The coding region runs from base 1 to 321 and encodes 106 amino acids.